UCAUUUUCCCUCAUUCGCCUUUCACUUCCUUUGCAAAGAAACAGACAUGGCUGCGGCUUUGGUUGGAGGUGCUUUUCUCUCAGCUUCUCUACAAGUUCUAUUUGACAGGUUGGCUUCUCGCGAGGUGGUGAAAUUCAUCAGGGGACACGAGCUCGAUGAUGCACUCCUCAAGAAGUUGAAGAGGAAACUGCGACUGUCCAUGCUGUGCUCAAUGAUGCGGAGGCCAAGCAAAUUACAAACCCAGCAGUCAAAGAGUGGAUGCAUGAGCUCAAAGUUGUUGUCUAUGAUGCUGAGGAUGUAUUGGAUGAGAUCGCCACUGAAGAUCUACGAUGCAAGAUAGAAGCUGCGGACACCCUGACCAGCAUGUCUACCUGGGUUCAUCCUCCACUUGAUAUUCAAAGCAUAAACUCUAGGGUGGAGGAGAUCAUUGGUAGACUAGACGAUAUCGCACAAGACAGAGACGUCCUCGGGUUGAAAGAAGGCGUUGGUGAGAAAUUGGCACAAAGGUGGCCUUCUACUUCUUUGGGAGAUGAAUCUCUUGUCUAUGGCAGGGCUCAAAUUAAGGAGGAGAUGGUUCAACUGUUGCUGUCUGAUAAUGCAAGGAGUACUGAUGCGAUGGGUGUGAUCUCCAUAGUCGGCAUGGGUGGCACGGGAAAAACCACACUUGCCCAGCUGCUCUACAAUGACCAAAGGGUGAAGGAACACUUCGAAAUCAAGGCAUGGGUUUGUGUUUCCGAAGAAUUUGAUCCUAUCAGAGUUAAGAAAACAAUUCUCGAGGCAAUCAAUUCAUCCACGUCCAAUACCACUGAUCUAAAUCUACUUCAGGUUCAACUGAAGGAAAGAAUUAAUAUGAAGAAUUUUUUACUUGUACUGGAUGAUGUUUGGAACGAAGACUCUUGUGACUGGGAUACACUACAAACUCCACUCAUAGUCGGGGCAAAGGGAAGCAAGAUUAUUGUAACUACGCGAAGCACCAAUGUUGCAUUUGCCAUGCGUGCAGUCCAUACUCGUUGUUUAGGUGGGUUAUCCUCUGAAGAUGGUUGGUCCCUGUUCAAAAAACUUGCAUUUGAAAAUGGAAACUCAAGUGGGCAUCCACAACUAGAAGCAAUCGGAGAAAAGAUUGUCCACAAGUGCCAAGGUCUACCGCUGGCUAUAAAAGCAAUGGGGAGUCUCCAACACUCCAAGGUUGAAGCAAGAGAAUGGGAUGAUGUAUUAAAUAGUGAAUUAUGGGAUUUACCCACAGAUGCUGUUCUUCCUGCUCUGAGACGUGGAGAAUUCCCUCGUCUUCAGGAGCUUUGUAUAAAUGAAUGUCCCAAACUCACUGGGAAAUUACCAAAACAGCUUCGUUCAUUGAAGAAACUUGUAAUAAUUGGUUGUGAGUUGCUUGUUGGCUCCCUCCAAGCUCCUCAAAUCCGUGGAUGGAAAAUGUCGUAUCAUGGUAAAUUUCGGUUGAAAAGGCCAGCUUGUGGGUUCACUGAUCUCGAAACUUCAGAAAUUGAAAUUUCAGACAUCUCUCAAUUUGAAGAACUGCCACCACGAAUACAGAUGCUAACAAUCAGAGAAUGUGAUUCGAUAGAGUGGACCCUUGCACAGUGUUGGUUUACCCACUACAUUGAAGUCACUAAUUAUCUGGGAGUGUACCAAACGGGAGUGUACCAAGGAAUGCCGUAUCCAUUCCUUGAACAUUUAUCUAUUCUUGCUGUUAGCAGCCGUAAUUAUUUCUCAUUAUCUUUCUCAUUAAGCAUCUUUCCACGGUUGAACAAUCUCUACAUCUCUAAUUUCGAAGGGCUUGAAUUCCUCUCCAUCUCCGUUUCAGAGGGGGAUCCCACGUCUCUAAAUAGUUUGGAAAUCAAAGAGUACCCUGAUCUUGAAUAUAUUGAAUUGCCUGCUCUGGAGUCUGCACGCUAUAAGAUCUCCAGUUGCAGGAAGCUGAAGUUGCUGGCGCACACACACUCAUCGUUGCAGGAAUUGAGGUUAAUAGAUUGUCCAGAAUUGUUGUUUCAGAGAGAUGGUUUGCCCUCCGACCUGCGUGAAGUUGCAAUUUUAUCCUGCAACCAACUCACAUCUCAGGUGGACUGGGGUUUGCAAAGACUGGCCUCUCUUACAAAAUUCACAAUCAAUGAUGGAUGCCAAGACAUGGAAUCAUUUCCCAAUGAGUCCCUACUGCCCUCCACACUUACCUCUCUUCACAUAUCUAAUCUUCCGAAUCUCAAGUCUUUGGACAGCAACGGGCUUCGACAUCUUACCCCUCUAACAACAUUAUCCAUCUUCAUUAAAAAACGGACUUAUUUAAAACAAGUCUCGUAUAAAAGAUGGCAAGGAUGUGUACUCAUCAUUGGACCAGCGAAACAAUAUCCAUGA
Vitis vinifera (wine grape) is the source of this 2361-nucleotide messenger RNA. Its product is annotated as putative disease resistance protein RGA3. The transcript has 3 exons. Lineage: Eukaryota; Viridiplantae; Streptophyta; Magnoliopsida; Vitales; Vitaceae. The coding region runs from base 259 to 2361 and encodes 700 amino acids. Gene Ontology annotation, biological process: defense response to other organism. The record is from RefSeq and is a predicted model, not a curated record. Gene Ontology annotation, molecular function: ADP binding.